Messenger RNA from Girardinichthys multiradiatus, 3745 nucleotides. Its product is annotated as nuclear receptor-binding protein-like. The record is from RefSeq and is a predicted model, not a curated record. Bases 314 to 1885 code for a protein of 523 amino acids. Gene Ontology annotation, molecular function: protein kinase activity; ATP binding. Lineage: Eukaryota; Metazoa; Chordata; Actinopteri; Cyprinodontiformes; Goodeidae. The transcript is spliced from 18 exons. Gene Ontology annotation, cellular component: cytoplasm; endomembrane system. Gene Ontology annotation, biological process: protein phosphorylation; endoplasmic reticulum to Golgi vesicle-mediated transport; intracellular signal transduction.
CACUCCGGCUCACAGAGAGGGACUUGAGAUGCUACAUUUUUAUGACGAAGUAGCAUUUUUUCUUCCAGACCUCCUGUUUUUUUACUGCUUUCGUCAACAUGAAACUAGAACAUGUUUGUAGUUGUUGCGGGUUUCGUUUUUCUUCCCUUUUGAUCCCUGAGCGUCUCAUUGAUGUUCACUCCUUUUAAAAGAAACUGGAUUUAUGAUUAGCUCAUAAACCGAGAGGAGAACAGAAGACAGAGGUGCUCCAUCACUUGUUUCCGGCCAGACUCGGGGAAUCUAGCGAAGCCACGUUAGAGUAAGUGUUGUUGUCAUGUCCGGGGCAGAGGAGAAACCGGCUCCCGGUACAGAUGCAAAGGCAGAGUUUACAGCAGAAAAUCCUUCCCCGAGUACCACGCAGGCACAUGGCGGGACAUCUACAACAUCUUCCGUGGUUUCACCAAAGCCCAUUGCCACCUCAGCGACCGAGGAUGAGGAGGAGAGCGAAGAUGAGUCUGAGAUCCUGGAGGAGAGUCCUUGUGGUCGCUGGCAGAAACGUCGAGAAGAGGUCAAUCAGCGUAAUGUCCCUGGGAUAGAUGCUGCAUAUUUGGCCAUGGACACAGAGGAGGGAGUGGAGGUGGUUUGGAAUGAAGUCAUGAUUUCAGAGAGGAAAAACUUCACACCACUGGAGGAGAAAGUCAAGGCUGUAUUUGAUAACCUUAUUCAUUUGGAACAUGCCAAUAUUGUCAAGUUUCACAAGUAUUGGGCUGACAGAAAGGACAAUAGAGCAAGGGUCAUUUUCAUCACUGAAUAUAUGUCAUCUGGAAGCUUGAAGCAGUUUCUGAAGAAGACAAAGAAGAACCACAAAAGUAUGAAUGAAAAGGCGUGGAAGAGAUGGUGCUCACAGAUCCUGUCUGCGCUAAGUUAUUUCCACUCAUGUGAUCCACCGAUCAUUCAUGGGAACCUUACCUGUGACACUGUCUUUAUUCAGCACAAUGGGCUCAUUAAGAUUGGAUCAGUUGCUCCAGAUACUAUUAACAACCAUGUGAAGACAUUCCAUGAGGAGCAGAAAAACUUGCACUUUCUUGCCCCUGAAUAUGGAGCUGAUAACGACGUCACCACGGCUGUAGACAUCUACUCGUUUGGCAUGUGUGCCUUAGAGAUGGCGCUAUUGGAAAUUCAGAGCAAUGGAGAUUCCUCAUACAUCUCUCAGGAAGCUAUAGACAAUGCCAUACAGUUACUGGAAGACCCACUCCAGAGGGAGUUAAUCCAAUCGUGCCUUGCGGGUGAUCCCAGUAUAAGGCCUACAGCCCGGGAACUGCUGUUUAACCAGGCUCUCUUUGAAGUGCCUCUAUUAAAACUGUUGGCUGCACACUGUGUUGUCAGCUACCAACACAUGAUUCCUGAAAAUGCCCUGGAGGAGAUUACCAAGAAGCUGGAUCCCAAUCUGGUUAUUGCUGUGACUAAAGAGGAUGUUCAGCUCAAGUUGUCCCAGUUUCCUGCCUUGGAGCUUGACAAAUUCCUGGAGGAUGUGAGGAACGGCAUUUAUCCAAUGACAGCAUUCGGGGUCCCCAGUCCCCAGCAGACCCAGCUUAAAACAAUUGCAUCUCCUGUUGUUAUUCCAUUGGUCAAAUCACCUACACCUGAACCUGCAGAGCUUGAGACGCGACGGGUUGUUCAGAUGCAGUGUAACUUGGAGCCUGUUGAGGAGGGAGCAAAGUAUCAUAUAACAUUACUGCUGAAACUGGAAGAUAAACUGAACAGACAUCUAAGCUGUGACAUGUUACCUCAUGAAAGUGUUCAAGAUUUGGCUGGAGAGUUGGUGCAGCUGGGCUUGAUCAGUGAGGUGGACCAAAUAAAAAUAACCUCACUGCUUGAAGAAACAUUCACCCAAGCUCUUCACUAGUACGUCUCAUCAGAAGUAAAUUUUCAGCCUUAUUACUUGUUCCUCCCGGAUGCACAACACAGUGAUUGUUAUCAGAAUGUUUUGCAGGGCUUACAGAGCUUUGGGUGGUUUAUUUGACCAAAACAGUGGAGGAUCCCUUACAUCAGGGAAUUAAAAAUAUUUUAAAAGAACAAAAUGUACAACGUGAAGCCAGAUGAUCCCAAAGAAACCAGCAGCUGUGAACUUUCUAUUGUUAGGUGAACGUAUCCCAGCCUGGGAAACCUUUAAACCAAUGCUUUCUUCAAGUGUGCUUUGUUUACAUGAGGAGCUGCCUUGUUUGUUUCUUCGAAGGAGUUGAUCUAAAGCACCUUCGAGAUCUGAUUGUCUCCUUCAGCAACCUGCUGGUGUCCCUUUAUUUUAAUGGCAGCAUCUGGACCCACUGACAAUCAGAACUGUAGUUUCCAUAGAGAAUAGUAUUACCUUUCCAUGCACAAAAAAUGAGCCAGGCUACUCCUUUCUAAUUCCUCAUUUCAUAUGGUUCUCGUCAUAUUUUGCUCAGUGUUUUUGGUUUCUUUUAUAUCAUUCUCAGCUUUUUGUGCUUUUUUUUUUUUCCUCAAGUUAUUGCCUUCUAACUUAUAUGUGUGGACAUUUUGUUUAACCGGGCAGCAGACAUGCAGCUUCUGUAGGUGACCUUAAUAUCAGAAAAUAUUCCUAAUUUAAGAAGCCUUUAUUAAAGAAGCAAAGUAAGGGCAUUAUGGUAUUUUACUUUUUGAAAAUACAAUACAUGCUUACUUUGAGGUACUGUGAAUUUGAUGUCUUUAAAUGUUAGUUUGUUUUUUUAUAUUUAUGUUUUUCUGUCAAAACGCUUUUCAGUUUUUAAGUUUUUUUCUUUUACUUCUGUUUACAAUUGCUGCUGUCUGAGUGGACCGGUUACUCUGCCUUUAGAUUUCAUAUGAAACGUGUGUUGUGAACUUUGGUGAGAUAAUUUGUGAAAGAAAAGUCUUUGCCGGAUUGGUGUGUUUUGUAGGAGAGAUAGGUACUUUAUUCCAAGUGUUCUUUGCAUAAUUUCCUUCUUCCCUACUGAGGGUCUGAGCCAACAAAAUACUUUUUAGUCAUUAAUUAGGGAUAACUAAGAGCUUAGUGUUGUCAUUCUCUGUUUAAAACAUUUACACACAAGCUCAUAGUUAGACCUAUAUUGAGGUCAUGGAGUUUAUAUUGACAUUUUUAGUAAAUUUUCCUCCAAACUCUUUGUGGUCUACUGGUAUUUCUUUUGCUAAAAGGUCAGAUAUGUCUGAAUACUAAGCAUACAGCAAUAUCCAAGGAUUACAGUAAGUUUUGUUUGUGUUAAACAUUUGGUUUAAAUCUGUUUUGAGUUCUAUAAUUACUCUGGCAGAUAAUGAAAAAUGCUCUCCUAAGCCUUGUUUUUAAAAUGAUUUCGGUUACUGUCUACUACAUGCUGUAUGUGGUCAAUCUUAGUGCAUGGUUUAUGUCAUUUUAAUUAUUUUCACUCAUUGUGAGCUUCUAAGAUUGUAUUUUUCGAAGACUAGCUCAAGUCAACCAGGGGAAUGUAAAUGGAUCACCUCAGAGCACAGAGGUGGUUCAGACCAACCAGUUUGACCACCAGGGUUUAUAUUGACUGCAACCUUUCUAAAUGUACUUCUUUUGCACCCCAUUCAUUAAAGGUGAUAAAACUGGUUAUUAAAUAAUCAAACACAUUUGACAGCUUUAGUCUGUUACUCCAUGAUGUGAGCUUUUGGUUGUAUUUAGGUAUUUUUUAUGGAUUGUAUAUGACACAGACAUCAGUAAACGAGUGCCUUUUUGAUGCUUAAAUUCUGGCAUACAUCAGAAUGCAUGUUCUUGCAAAUAAAUGGAUGGAUGUGU